AUGUAAAGAUUAUCUGAUCAUUAAUAGAACAAUCUUCAGAUUUUGUGAUGUUUGAAUAUAUUUGCAUUUGGAAUCAAACCAGAAUGCAGCAUGACUCUUGUAGGCAUGUGGCUAUUAAAAUACACUGAAGAUUUUUCCAGAAACAAAAUUUUUUUUUCCCAGCAAUAAAAAUACUCAAAUUUUGGGUUUCCAUGGAUCUCAAUAGUGCCAGCACUGUUGUUCUUCAGGUCUUGACACAGGCCACCAGUCAGGAUACUGCUGUGUUAAAACCAGCUGAGGAGCAGUUGAAGCAGUGGGAGACACAGCCAGGUUUCUAUUCAGUGUUGCUGAAUAUUUUUACAAACCACACUUUGGAUAUAAAUGUAAGGUGGCUUGCUGUACUGUAUUUUAAACAUGGAAUUGAUCGCUACUGGAGACGUGUAGCACCUCACGCUCUCUCAGAGGAGGAGAAAACUACUCUGCGUGCAGGGCUCAUCACCAACUUCAAUGAACCAAUAAACCAGAUUGCAACUCAGAUUGCAGUGCUGAUUGCAAAAGUUGCUAGAUUGGAUUGUCCCAGACAGUGGCCUGAACUAAUUCCCACUCUUAUAGAGUCUGUUAAAGUCCAGGAUGAUCUUCGACAGCACAGAGCAUUACUUACCUUCUAUCAUGUUACCAAGACACUGGCAUCUAAACGACUUGCUGCUGAUAGAAAACUAUUUUAUGAUUUAGCUUCUGGAAUUUAUAAUUUUGCCUGCUCUCUGUGGAAUCACCACACAGACACAUUCCUGCAACAAGUUUCUUCUGGCAAUGAAGCUGCAAUUCUGAGUUCACUAGAACGAACUCUGCUAUCAUUGAAAGUGCUGCGUAAGUUAACUGUUAAUGGAUUUGUGGAACCUCAUAAGAAUAUGGAGGCGAUGGGUUUUUUACAUGGAAUAUUUGAACGUCUAAAACAGUUUCUGGAAUGCAGUAGAAGUAUAGGUACAGAUAAUGUGUGUAGAGAUAGACUGGAAAAGACCAUCAUUCUUUUUACUAAAGUGCUUUUGGACUUCUUGGAUCAGCAUCCCUUUUCAUUUACUCCUCUAAUUCAGAGAUCACUGGAAUUUUCUGUAAGCUAUGUUUUUACAGAAGUUGGUGAAGGCGUUACAUUUGAACGAUUCAUUGUCCAAUGUAUGAAUCUUAUUAAGAUGAUUGUCAAAAAUUAUGCUUAUAAGCCAUCCAAAAAUUUUGAAGAUAGCAGCCCUGAAACUCUUGAAGCCCAUAAGAUUAAGAUGGCAUUCUUCACAUAUCCUACUUUGACUGAGAUAUGUAGAAGAUUAGUCUCUCAUUAUUUUCUGUUAACUGAAGAAGAACUGACAAUGUGGGAAGAAGACCCAGAAGGCUUUACAGUGGAAGAAACAGGAGGAGAUUCUUGGAAAUAUAGUUUGAGGCCAUGCACCGAAGUAUUAUUUAUAGAUAUAUUCCAUGAAUAUAAUCAGACUCUUACUCCUGUACUUCUAGAAAUGAUGCAAACACUUCAAGGACCCACAAAUGUGGAAGAUAUGAAUGCACUGUUAAUCAAAGAUGCUGUGUAUAAUGCUGUUGGAUUAGCUGCUUAUGAGCUCUUUGACAGUGUUGAUUUUGAUCAGUGGUUUAAAAACCAGCUUCUUCCAGAAUUACAAGUCAUUCACAAUAGGUAUAAGCCAUUGCGACGCAGGGUGAUUUGGCUCAUCGGUCAGUGGAUUUCUGUGAAAUUCAAGUCUGACUUAAGACCCAUGCUUUAUGAAGCAAUCUGUAACUUGCUUCAAGAUCAAGAUUUAGUGGUCCGUAUUGAAACAGCUACAACUUUGAAGUUAACUGUUGAUGAUUUUGAAUUUAGAACAGAUCAGUUUCUACCGUAUUUGGAAACCAUGUUCACACUACUUUUUCAGUUACUGCAGCAAGUUACAGAAUGUGACACAAAGAUGCACGUUUUGCAUGUCCUUUCUUGUGUGAUUGAAAGAGUCAACAUGCAGAUACGACCAUAUGUGGGAUGUUUGGUACAAUAUUUGCCCCUCCUUUGGAAGCAGAGUGAAGAACACAAUAUGUUGAGAUGUGCUAUUUUGACAACACUUAUUCAUCUUGUUCAGGGAUUAGGAGCAGACAGCAAGAACCUGUACCCUUUCCUGCUCCCAGUUAUUCAACUGAGUACAGAUGUUUCCCAGCCUCCACAUGUUUAUCUUCUGGAAGAUGGUUUAGAAUUAUGGUUAGUAACUUUGGAAAACAGUCCAUGUAUUACACCAGAGUUGCUUCGUGUAUUUCAGAAUAUGUCACCACUUCUUGAACUAAGUUCAGAAAAUCUUAGAACUUGCUUUAAGAUCAUCAAUGGUUAUAUCUUUUUAUCAUCAACAGAAUUUUUACAGACAUACGCUGUAGGUCUAUGCCAGUCCUUUUGUGAACUUUUAAAGGAAAUUACUACAGAAGGUCAAGUUCAGGUGCUCAAGGUUGUGGAAAAUGCCCUUAAAGUGAACCCAAUAUUAGGUCCGCAAAUGUUUCAACCGAUUUUACCCUACAUUUUCAAGGGUAUUAUAGAAGGGGAGAGGUAUCCUGUAGUGAUGUCCACGUAUCUUGGAGUUAUGGGUCGAGUUCUACUACAAAACACUAGUUUUUUUUCUUCACUACUUAAUGAGAUGGCCCAUAAAUUUAAUCAGGAGAUGGACCAGCUUUUGGGAAAUAUGAUUGAAAUGUGGGUUGAUCGAAUGGACAACAUUACCCAGCCUGAAAGAAGAAAACUUUCAGCUUUGGCUUUGCUCUCUCUUUUGCCAUCCGAUAAUAGUGUUAUCCAAGAUAAAUUCUGUGGGAUUAUAAACAUUUCAGUGGAAGGCCUGCAUGAUGUCAUGACGGAAGAUCCUGAAACAGGAACUUAUAAAGACUGUAUGUUGAUGUCUCAUCUUGAGGAACCAAAAGUAACAGAAGAUGAAGAACCACCCACAGAACAAGAUAAGAGGAAAAAGAUGCUGGCCCUGAAGGACCCUGUUCAUACAGUGUCACUGCAGCAGUUCAUCUACGAGAAGCUCAAGGCACAGCAGGAGAUGCUAGGAGAACAAGGUUUCCAGUCCCUCAUGGAAACAGUGGACACGGAGAUUGUCACCCAGCUACAGGAGUUUUUGCAAGGAUUCUAAGAGCACAUGACAUGUGGCUGCCUCCCCUUCAGAAACAAGCUGAAUAACCCAGCCUGCUGUUUGUAUGUGAGAGCCUGCUGAGAUGAAGAAAUCACUUCAUGAAAAUAAGCAAAGACCACACAUUUUUUACUACAAAAUGUAAAGGAUAAAUGUAAAUCCUGCAUAACUAAAAUCACAAACCUAUUCCUCAAAAGAAUUUAAUUUUAUAUUUAUGAGGGGGCCCUUCACUAAAAAGUACAUGUAAAAGUACAUUUGAUGACAGUAGCUGCUUAGUUUCCUGUUAAGAGAAGAAACUUUAUCUUUCAGUUAUGUGCUCUUAAUAUUUGAAGAUGAGAGUUAAUACCCGAGAUGUUUUUCUGCAACCAAAAUUCGUUAAAUUUGGCUGCCUUAUUUUUAAGCUAAUGAAACUGCAGGUUUGAAAAAUGACAAAGCUGUUCAGAUGAUGCUAUUAAAGAAAUGUGUGUACUAAGCAAAAAUAUAUAAAUAGUGACAAAUACACAUUAUCAAGCUUAUCUUGCAAGGGAGUUAUUUUCAUCUAACAUAGAAAGUGUGUUUUAUCAGACAAAUGCUUUUAUUUUCAUUCGAAUAAUUUGAUACAGAAAUUAGUAAAGGCAUUUUUUCUUUUUUUUUUUCCAGUAAAUACACUGGGUCUAUAAAUGUACAUUUGUAAGGCCCACAAAAGUGAACGUGUGGUACUGCAGUACCAUGUGGGAGACCUCUGGUUAUGGUUUAGUCCUAGUUCCUUUGUUACUCCUGUGAGCACCGAGAAGAACUGGGCGACUCCCAGUCCCACCUGUGCUGUGACAGUCCCACGUGGCUAUGACAGACUGUUUAGUACUUACCUUUCUCAGGUUCCUCAGUGCAGGGGUGCAUCAGGGCCUCAAUAAUAGGGGUAUACCUGGGAGGAUCCAGCAGUAAUCCCCAGGGUACUAGGAUUACUAGUACUCUGAUGGAACUAGUCUUCCUUCCUUAUUCCUCCAACAUGCAGUACAUAAAAAGGGGAAAAGGAGAAAAAAAAAGCCUUACUUUGUUUUACUUGCCAUUUAUUGUAAGGAAACUUUAAACCAUUUUUUAGGAAAUACUCAAAAGCAAGGUUGGAAAAUGUUUUAUCUUUCUAUAGAAAGUUGGGUACAGUAUGUAACUGCGGGAAACCCACUGCCCCUUUGUAAGCUGUGGAACCCAAAAUGUAUGGGGAUAUUUGAUGUUUUCAGAAAGAGGAAGAAAAUAUGGUCCAAAUUAAAUUUUCCAAAGAUACCUCA
This is a messenger RNA of Symphalangus syndactylus (siamang), 4378 nucleotides long. RefSeq names its product importin 11 (gene IPO11). Gene Ontology annotation, molecular function: small GTPase binding. Gene Ontology annotation, cellular component: nuclear envelope; cytosol. Lineage: Eukaryota; Metazoa; Chordata; Mammalia; Primates; Hylobatidae. Gene Ontology annotation, biological process: protein import into nucleus. The record is from RefSeq and is a predicted model, not a curated record.